Molecule: messenger RNA, 2284 nt
Organism: Taeniopygia guttata (zebra finch)
Lineage: Eukaryota; Metazoa; Chordata; Aves; Passeriformes; Estrildidae
Gene: ARFGAP2
Product: ARF GTPase activating protein 2
Biological process (GO): COPI coating of Golgi vesicle
Molecular function (GO): GTPase activator activity
Source: RefSeq, a predicted model, not a curated record
GGAGGGAAGGAGGGACAUCGCUCUCUUCUCGCCCUUCACAACCACAGACGCGGCGGGGGCCGGCCCAGCACGACUCUCCCGCGGCCGCGGCGCGGAUUGGGCCCGACCGGCUGCCGUCCCCGCGGGGGUGUCUGGGAAGGAGAGAUCAUGGCGGUGGAGCCGAGCAAGACGGAGAUCCAGACCCUCUUCAAGCGGCUUCGGGCAGCGCCGGCCAACAAGUCGUGCUUCGACUGCGGCGCCAAGAAUCCGAGCUGGGCCAGUAUCACCUACGGGGUCUUCCUGUGCAUCGACUGCUCCGGCGUCCACAGGUCCCUGGGCGUGCACCUCAGCUUCAUCAGGUCCACAGAGUUGGAUUCUAACUGGAACUGGUUCCAGCUGAGGUGUAUGCAAGUGGGCAGCAAUGCCAACGCGACUGCUUUCUUCCGCCAGCACGGCUGUACCACCACAGAUGCCAAUGCUAAAUAUAACAGUCGAGCUGCCCAGAUGUACAGGGAGAAGAUCCGGCAGCUGGCAAGUGCUGCUAUGGCCAAGUAUGGCACUGAUUUGCUUAUAGAUGGACUGAGUGGAGCCCCUGGGCACUCCCCUGAGAAGAGUGAUGCUGAUUUCUUCAUGGAGCACACACAGUCUUCCAGUACCUGGGAUGUAGCAGAUGCCACCCAGAAUCCUGCACAGUCUUCUCCAGAGAUGGAAAAAGCAGCAAAGUCAUCAGAAGGCAGCGAAGUUUCAAAUCCCACCCAAGGUCCAUCUAUUGACUUGUUGAGCACGUCUCCUAAGGCUCCUCUAGACGUGUCCAUGUAUCUGUCAACACAAGGGGCUGCUCCUGCUGGAGAACUUAAAUCCUCCCUCAUUGGAAAGAAGAAGCCGGGAGCUGCCAAGAAAGGGCUGGGUGCAAAAAAAGGUCUUGGAGCCCAGAAAGUCAGCAGCCAGAGCUUCAGUGAGAUUGAGCGGCAAGCCCAGGUGGCAGAACAGCUGAGGGAGCAGCAGGCAGUGGAGUCCAGGAAACAAGCUGAGGAGUCCAUAGUCACCUCAAUGCGACUGGCUUAUCAGGAACUGCAGCUUGAUCGGAAGAAGGAAGAGAAGAAACUCCAGAGCCUUGAAGGGAAGAAACGUGAACAAGCAGAGAGGCUGGGCAUGGGAUUGGUGUCCAGAAGUUCUGUUUCACACUCGGUGAUGUCUGAGAUGCAAGUAAUUGAGCAAGAGACACCGCUGGUAGCAAAAUCUUCCCGCUCCCAAUUGGACUUGUUCGAAGAUGGUGGAAGCUUCACAUCUGGACCCCCCAAGUACAAAUACAGUCCCUUCUCAUUCGAAGAUGCAUUUGGCUCACGAUGGGAAGCGGACUCUUCAUGGGGUAUGGACAAAGAGGAGGAACCGGAGGUGACCGUUUCCAGCAUUCGGCCAGUUUCAGAGAGACCCACCAGUAGGCGGGAAAUUGAGAACCGGCCAUCCAUGGUGGAAUCCAAUGAAGCUCGGCAGAAGUUUGCAGGGGCUAAAGCUAUCUCUUCAGAUAUGUUUUUCGGGCGGGAGGCAGAUGCUGAGUAUGAAGCCAGAUCCCGACUCCAGCAGCUCUCAGGCAGCAGUGCCAUUAGCUCUGCAGACCUGUUUGGAGAGGCUGACAAUGUGCACUCAGGUGGUGUGUCUAUUGGAAAUGUCCUGCCUGCAGCUGACAUUGCACAGUUCAAGCAAGGAGUGAAAUCAGUUGCUGGCAAGAUGGCUGUCUUGGCGAAUGGGGUGAUGAACUCCCUUCAGGAUCGUUAUGGUUCAUAUUGAUGACCCAGGGACUGCAAGGGGAAGCCAGCAAGAGGCACUGACGCCAACUUUGCCUGGAGUAAACUCCACAGGAUUGUCUUAUUUGUCUGGGUUGGGUGGGGAGGGGAGAAGGUAAGCAGAGAGAGUCAGGACAUGGCUGUGCCCAGGAUGUUUUCUGAAUAUCUCUGGAUUCCACUCUAUUAAAAUUCAAUGUGCCCUCAUACCCACUGCUAUCUACUAGCCAGUGGAGAUAGGCCUUCUUACAGGGUUAACCUCAUUGCUGUAAAAGAUAUGACAGGAACUACUGGGCUGCCCUCAUCAGUGCUCCUCUCCUUCUUUGGCCCAUACCUUAGCUCACCAAGUGACAGAGAAAAGGGGAAUGCUAUUUUUCUGAACAUCAUGUGACAUGACUGUUUUUUGUUCUGAUCACUGUUCCCAAUCCAUGGUGCUGUGGAGUCCUCUGUAUUUGCAGGGUUUGCCUUUUACCAUGAUCUAGUCCUUUUUACUGUCUUCUAAACCAACAAUAUGAAUGCAGGAG